This is a messenger RNA of Galendromus occidentalis (western predatory mite), 1686 nucleotides long. RefSeq names its product acetylcholine receptor subunit alpha-like 1. Gene Ontology annotation, molecular function: transmembrane signaling receptor activity; acetylcholine-gated monoatomic cation-selective channel activity. NCBI's taxonomy places the organism in Eukaryota, Metazoa, Arthropoda, Arachnida, Mesostigmata, Phytoseiidae. Gene Ontology annotation, biological process: monoatomic ion transmembrane transport. Bases 127 to 1686 code for a protein of 519 amino acids. The record is from RefSeq and is a predicted model, not a curated record. Gene Ontology annotation, cellular component: postsynaptic membrane. The transcript is spliced from 9 exons.
UCGGCAGCCAUUCUCGCCACAGCCGAAGCGAAUGCGGACGCGAAGCGACUGUACCAUGAUCUAAUCAAUGGUUAUUCGUCGCUGAUCCGACCCGUCGGAAAUAAUUCCGAUAGACUGACCGUCAAAAUGGGAUUGAAAUUAUCUCAGCUCAUCGAUGUGAAUCUCAAGUCACAAAUCAUGACUACGAACAUGUGGGUCGAACAGGAAUGGAAUGACUACAAGCUCCGCUGGGAUCCCGAGGAAUACGGCGGAGUGAGCAAACUGCACGUUCCUGCAGAGCAGAUUUGGCUACCGGACAUCGUCCUGUACAACAAUGCCGACGGGAACUACGAAGUCACAAUCAUGACGAAAGCCAUCCUGCACCAUGACGGCCUCGUGGUUUGGAAGCCUCCCGCAAUCUACAAAAGCUCCUGCGAAAUCGAUGUGAAAUACUUUCCCUUCGAUCAGCAGACGUGCUGGAUGAAAUUCGGCUCGUGGACAUACGACGGCUACACGGUUGAUCUCAAACAUAAAAAUCAGCAGGAAGGCGACCUGAUCGAAGUCGGCAUAGACCUGUCAGAGUUUUAUCUCUCUGUCGAAUGGGACAUCAUGGCCGUUCGCGCGCGCCGCAAAGAAAAGUUCUACUCGUGCUGUGAAGAACCGUACCCAGACAUCACAUUCAACAUCACAAUACGUCGAAAGACUCUUUUCUAUACCGUUAACUUGAUCAUUCCGUGUGUGGCUAUUUCGUUUUUGUCGAUCCUCGUCUUCUACCUGCCCUCUGACUCUGGAGAAAAGGUUUCUCUGUCGAUCAAUAUCAUGCUGUCCCUGGGUGUGUUCUUCUUGCUGUUAUCUGAAAUCAUUCCGCCGACAUCAUUGGCGGUGCCCUUACUGGGCAAGUACCUGCUGUUCACCAUGGUGCUAGUUUCGUUCUCAGUGUUCGUGACGAUCGCUGUGCUCAACGUGAACUUCCGCUCGCCAGCGACCCACAAGAUGCCCUUGUGGGUGAAGGAAAUUUUCUGUGAGUGGUUGCCUGGCAUCCUCAUGAUGAAACGCCCCGAGGACGACGAGGGCGAAAAAGAAGAGCAGGACAGAAUGGGGGUUCCACAGGACAUCGGCGAGUCCGGCGAGGCUCCGAAUAUCGCACACAACUCGGACUUCGGCUUGCCUGUCAGUUUUGAGGGUGUCGAGGUGCAUCCUACGAUCCCGCCGCUCCCACCUCUUCCCGGAUUCCCUGAUGUGAAACUUGGUCUCAUGGAUCAACUAGAAUGUUCGUAUCAUGGUUCCCCAUACCCGCUGGAGUGCAACGACGACGGCUACGGGAACGAUUCUCUGAUGGAAGAAGAUGACGACGAUGAUGACGAAGAGGACGAAGAAGCGGCCGAAGACGACGUUGAGGAGGCUGAAGGCGAGAUUGAAAUGCCGAUGAAUCAAGCCCGAUUCGUAGCGAAGCAUAUGAAAAACGUAGACAAGUUCGACAAGAUAAGCGAAGACUGGCAGUAUAUCGCCAUGGUUCUCGAUCGAGUCUUCCUGAUUGCCUUCACUUUGGCCUGCGUACUCGGGUCGGCGUCGAUCAUAUUCGAGGCGCCCUCUCUCUUCGACGAUAAGGUGCCGAUCGACGUUCUCUUGUCUAAAGUCGCGCCCAGGGCCGUUGCCUAUCGGCAUGAAAUGUUGUCCAAGGGAAUCGAUCUCAACAUUCCCAAGUGA